This is a messenger RNA of Daphnia carinata, 2943 nucleotides long. RefSeq names its product chorion peroxidase-like. The coding region runs from base 366 to 2678 and encodes 770 amino acids. Lineage: Eukaryota; Metazoa; Arthropoda; Branchiopoda; Diplostraca; Daphniidae. The transcript has 13 exons. Gene Ontology annotation, biological process: response to oxidative stress. Gene Ontology annotation, molecular function: heme binding; peroxidase activity. The record is from RefSeq and is a predicted model, not a curated record.
CCUAAUAUCUCUCAAAGGAAGAGUUCGCGUACAUUAUGUAACAUUUGAUGCUGCAUUUCCCAAGAUUGCAAACGGAGCCUGUAUGGGAGAGUUUGCCAGACGAGAAGAAAGGCUGCGUUAAUUGAAGACGAUUCAAAGGAAGAAGAAAAUCAUUCGCCUCACCAGUUGAAAACUCAUCUGGGUAUUUCGAGCAGCCGCAACUUGCAACUUCACAGUGAUCGCUUUCUUUUUGGUGAUUCAUCAGCAUGGACAGUAUAAGUAGAUCUUCUAUAGCUACGCUAUGAUUACAUGCAGUCAUCCAGAAUUUCUCAGACAUCUAGAUUUGGCACUUCCUACGAAGGCAACGGACCGUCAGUUUCCUUAAAAUGUGGUGGAUUUUCCUGAUGUUAUCUCAUGCCAUACAAGCUAUUUCUCCCAGUGACAAUUCAAUAAGUUUCUUGACUUAUAAUGCUUGUGAAAAGCCAUUUGUCUGUAAAUCGGCUAUUCAGUGCUCCAUUUGGUAUAAUGAAUUGCAAGCAUUACCACCAAAACCUUGCUUUAAUUCGGAAGGUUAUGUUGGGCUUUGCUGUCCACACGUAGCUAACAUAAAACCCACUGUAUUGAAGGAAACGGGAAUAGAAGAGGUGCUUCCGCCUGUCCAGUCUCUUUCUCCGAUACUUCUGGAAUUAAGUGCUCGUGCUGCUCGGUCCGAUUUGAAUUACCUCAGUAUUAUUGAGGAAAUUCUCGGUCGUAACGACAUAGUGAUGCACGAAAAUUCAAUGGCCAGGACUCAUUCAGCCAGUGUGGCUCCUUUCGAAACAACCCGUUCUCAGAGUCAAAAGGCCCUGUUGGUAGUUAGCGCUACCCGUCGUUUACAACACAAAUUGGCCCUUUCGCCGGAACGAGCUGGAUUCGCAUUGCAAGCGAUCGAUACACGACUGAGUUUUCUCGAGGACACCUGUCCCUUGCUCCCAACCUGUUUGCGCCAAAAAUAUCGGUCUUUUGAUGGAACAUGCAAUAAUCUACGACGUCCUUCUUGGGGUAGCGCUUUGACGUCGCUCGACCGUCUUGCUCCCCCAGAAUACGACGACGGUAUUUGGGAUCCCAAAAUCAGGAAAUCGAACAAAGAGCUUCCAAACGUUCGUGUUGUAAGAACAACCGUAGUUACAGACGAGAACCAUCCAGCUGUCGAUAUGACUCAUAUGCUAAUGCAAUGGGGUCAAUUCGUCGAUCACGAUAUGGUUCAAGUACCAGUCUUUCAGACAGCAAACCAAUCAAACAUUGAAUGCUGCACUCCAGAAGGUGGAAUACUUCCACCAGAACUCCGACAUCCUCAUUGUUUUCCAAUUGACAUUCCAGCUAAUGAUCCUUUCUACGGUCCAAGAGGCGUUCGAUGCCUGAACUUUGUCCGUUCCAUGAUUACUCCUCGAACUGAAUGCCGAAUGGGUUAUGCAGAUCAAAUGAACCAGCUUACUCAUUUUAUUGACGCAUCCCAUGUGUACGGGCCAUCACCUAUCAUUGCUGCGAACUUGCGUCAGUUUGUCGGAGGCCUCAUGAAAACAUCGGUCAUCGAGGGCCGUCAAUACCCGUUACAAGACUUCCAAGGCAAAAAUUGCGUCGGUGUAACUAGGGACACUGGUUGUUUUGUUGCAGGAGAUAAACGCGUUAAUCAAAUUAUGACGCUUACCAGCUUGCACGUCAUCUUUCUGCGUCAUCACAAUUACAUUGCUACAGCACUGAGUGCAAUCAAUUCUCACUGGAGUGAUGAAAUUCUUUAUCAGGAGACUCGACGAAUUAUUGGAGCUUUGAUGCAGCACAUCACCUACAACGAAUUUCUCCCAUCGAUACUCGGCCGCCAGACGAUGGAAAUCUAUGGUUUGACUCCUCAAAGUGCUGGUUAUUCAUCAAGUUACGACGAAAAUGUUAAUCCAUCAAUCACUAACGAGUUUGCCGCUGCUGCUUUCCGUAUGGGCCACUCGCUCAUUCAGGGAUCAAUCAACCUCGUCGAAGAAGAUGGCAAAGUCCGUGUGGAGCUAAUGCGAAAUUGGUUCAACAACCCCCAUUUACUUCGCCAAUCUGGCCAGUUGGAUGCUGUAUUGCGCGGCAUGAUUGACCAAUGGCCCCAAAACAUGGACGAAUGGGUAUCUGAGGAUCUAACGAAUCAUCUUUUCCAAAGACCAAAAAAGGAUUUUGGAUUAGAUCUUAUUUCCAUUAACCUUUGGCGUGGUCGUGACCAUGGGUUGCCAGGUUACAAUACUUAUCGCCAAGUCUGUGGUUUGCCACCUGCCACGAGUUUUCAAGAUCUUUUGACAAUAAUGGAUCACUCGGUAGUAAAACGUUUGGCCUCAGUUUAUCGCUCAGUCGACGACAUCGAUCUUUAUAUUGGUGGUCUGGUUGAACAUCAUUUACCUGGCUCAAUGCUCGGACCCGUCUUUUCAUGUAUAAUUGCUGAACAAUUUGCUCGUUCGAAAGAGGGCGAUCGUUUCUUUUACGAACAUGGUGGACAGCCCUACUCCUUUACACCAGCUCAACUACAAGAAAUUCGUAAAAUGAGUUUGGCUGCCAUAAUUUGUGAUAAUGCUGACAAUAUAGUGAAAGUGCAACCACUGGUUUUCCGCCAUCCUUCUCCCACGAAUCCUCGCGUUAAUUGCAAAUCACCAAUAAUUCCACGCAUGAAUCUUGCCGCCUGGACCGGAUAGCGGGUUUUGUUGAACGCUUUGGACCUUGUACAAAUCAGAGCUCUUAUUAAAUUGUACAGAUUAUUAGAGCUGGCGGAAAACUAGAUCAUUAUCAAAUUGCUCCAAAUUGUUUUCAAGGUCAGAAUAAAGUAGAUGACCAUAUCGACUGCAAGUUUAUGUAUAUGUUGGUAAUCAUGGUAUUCUUGCCAAAGUCACACUUGUCGCAUCUUUAAUCAUGUAAUUGGCGAUAAAUCAUACGUAGUUGUAAUUCAAAAUGGAACAUGGC